ACAGCAGAUGAGUACUACCACUCACCACACACUCCACCCACUGUGACUGUCCCUGCAAUCUUGUCAUUGCAUACACUAUUCAUCAAGUCCUUCAGUACAGUCCCAGCCCUGUGCCUGACACCACACAGCUGCAGAGAUGAAUAACCAAGGAGUUACCUAUGCAGAACUCAGUCAGGUUAAGGGUUUAAGAAGACAGCAAGUGAAAGCUGAGGGCACUAAACGUGGCAUUUUGGGAACAGAGCAGGAAAUAACGUAUGCAGAAUUAACUCUUCAAGAUGCUUCUCGGGAUCUUCAAGGGAAUGGCAAGAACUACCAAUGGAAAGGGAAGGUCAUUGCUGGGAUCCUGGGAAUCAUCUGCCUUGUCUUGUUGUCCACUGUGGUCACAAUAGCUGUUAUUCCCUUUACUGCAGGACCGGUGCAGAACAAGCUGUCUGUGGAAAUAAAGACCCAGAAAGGUAGAAAAUCAUUUCCAAAACUCUGGUAUUAG
Messenger RNA from Mustela erminea (ermine), 487 nucleotides. RefSeq names its product NKG2-A/NKG2-B type II integral membrane protein-like. The coding region runs from base 137 to 487 and encodes 116 amino acids. Gene Ontology annotation, biological process: positive regulation of natural killer cell mediated cytotoxicity; stimulatory C-type lectin receptor signaling pathway. The record is from RefSeq and is a predicted model, not a curated record. The transcript has 3 exons. Lineage: Eukaryota; Metazoa; Chordata; Mammalia; Carnivora; Mustelidae.